Messenger RNA from Paramecium primaurelia, 755 nucleotides. NCBI's taxonomy places the organism in Eukaryota, Ciliophora, Oligohymenophorea, Peniculida, Parameciidae. The record is from the annotation of a GenBank genome assembly.
AUGAAACCAUUGAUGUAAUAUUUUAGUGAAUCAGAUUGUGAAGUAAAUGAUCAAUCAAUUUGUCAAUCAUUCAGAGGAUUCUUUGAUGAAAAUAGUCAAAUUAAUAGGUAAUCUAUUAAAAUUCAUUAUUUAGAGUUUAAUCAAUUGAUGAUUAAUUUGAAUAGAUUAGUGUCCAAAAUUCUUAGUAAUUUUCUACCAAAUGUUCUUCAAUAGGUGAAAAGAGUCAUAAAUCAGAAUUGAUAGAUGAUUUAGAUGAUUUAAGAUGUUCUGAAAUAGAUCUUAAUGAAGUGAAUACUUUUCAACCUCAGAUUAAAUGUUAAUGUAGUAAGUCAUAGUGUCAAUAAAGUUAUUGUGAAUGUUUUGCAAGAGGUAAAACAUGUAAUAAACAUUGUGGUUGUCAAAAUUGUUAGAAUAAGUAAAUGAAUAGAAAAUUGAAGAAAAUUUAGAAAAGACUUAUUAAACAAAAAAGAAAUAAAUAAAGAACACCAAGAUAUUUAAAAGGAUGUACUUGUGGAAAAUCCAAGUGCUUAAAUAAAUUUUGUAGUUGUCAUUAAGAUGGUAAAUAUUGUAAUUCUGGAUGUAAGUGUGUAGAUUGUAAAAAUAUAUACAAAUUUUCAUUAAAAUCAUAUAAAUCAAUUGAGAAUGUGGAAAUGAAUUUAAUGGAAUAAAAUAAUAUUGUAUAAUUUAUAAUUGGAAGUGAAAAUAGUAGUAAAUUUGAAAUCUUAAAUACCUUUUUAAAAUAAAAUGAUAUAUGA